AUGGAUCGGAUGGGAAAGACCCAGCAGUUCAAGGUAGAUAUGCUGCUCCCAGACAAUACCGCACAGCUAAUUAAUAUGUUCGCAGCGAAACAUCCAGUCUUUUGCCGCCCUCAGUUUUUCGGCCGUAUUGCAGUCUACGUGGGAGUACAUCAUGCUGAUCUAAACAUUAGCAGGUCGGACUAUGAAGGGUUGCAAGAUGGUGGAUUGGCAGGUAUGCUGUGGACCUAUGUCUGGAGCGCCAUUGGAUUUGGGUUCAUCAUCGUCUCUAUCUCUGAGAUGGCCUCGAUGGCGCCUACUUCUGGAGGCCAGUACCAUUGGGUCUCCGAGUUUGCAUCUCCCCGCUACCAGAAAUUCCUUAGCUACGUGACUGGCUGGAUGUCUGUUUUGGCGUGGCAGGCAGGAACCGCAUCGGGCUCAUUCUUGACUGGAACCAUCAUCCAGGGCCUGAUUAGCGUCCGCGACCCCAACUACGACCCCACUGGAUGGCAAGGCACAUUGUUUGUGUUUGCGAUGAUUCUCAUUGCGUUCUUCUUCAACAUAUACGGUGCGGGAUUCAUGGCCCGUAUGCAAAAUGUGCUUCUGGCAACUCACGUCCUCUGCUGGCUGGUUGUUGUGGUGACACUUUGGGUUCUGGCCCCGCUACAGCCUGCUGAAGCAGUGUUCACGAAGUUUGAGAACUUCGGUGGAUGGUCAUCCAUGGGUCUAACUGUGAUGGUGGGCCAGCUUGCGGCCAUCUAUGGCUGUCUCAGUUGUGAUGCAACGGCGCACAUGUCAGAGGAAAUCAAAGAUGCAGGCCGUUACGUGCCUAUUGCCAUCACCUGGUCUUAUUUCGCCAACGCUAUCUUAGCACUAGUCGUGCUCAUCACAAUGCUCUUCGCAACACCAUCAGUUGAAGACUCACUCAACGAUGACACCGGCUUUCCCUUCAUCUACGUUUUCAAACAAGCGACCAACACAGCAGGCGUCAACGGUCUAACAGCCAUUAUCCUCAUUCCCGUGAUAAUAAGCAACAUACUCUUCAACGCCUCCACUGCACGACAAACAUUCUCCUUCGCUCGCGAUCGCGGGCUCCCAUUCUCCAACUGGAUCGCCAAAGUCGACGAAAAGCGCAAGUUACCAGUCAACUCCAUCAUCCUCAGCUGCAUCAUCAGCGCCCUACUAUCCCUUAUCAACAUCGGGUCCGAGACCGCCUUCAACGCCAUUGUCUCCCUCAACGUAGCGGCCCUCAUGUUCUCCUACUCCAUCUCCAUGAGCUGUCUGAUCUGGCGAAAGAUCUUCCACCCGCAUACUCUGCCCCCUGCUCGCUGGGGGCUAGGACGCUAUGGUCUGGCGGUAAAUAUCAUUGGCUGGUUGUACGUACUGUUUGCCCUGUUUUGGUCGUUCUGGCCGGAGUCGACACCCGUCACGACUGAGACGUUUAACUGGAAUGUGGUGAUUUUCGUGGCGGUAUUUUUGGUGAGUUUGGUUAUGUAUGUGGUUCAGGGGAGACACCACUACGAUGGGCCGGUGACGGAGGUGAAGAGAUGUGAGGAAUUGUAG
Molecule: messenger RNA, 1539 nt
Organism: Aspergillus niger
Lineage: Eukaryota; Fungi; Ascomycota; Eurotiomycetes; Eurotiales; Aspergillaceae
Exons: 4
Coding region: 1-1539 (512 amino acids)
Biological process (GO): transmembrane transport
Cellular component (GO): membrane
Molecular function (GO): transmembrane transporter activity
Source: RefSeq, a predicted model, not a curated record